GUGGCAGGAUGAAGACAGUGCACAUCCUGCUGCUUGCUGCAGCUUUCAGCCUCCUUACUCGUAAAGGCACACAUGGAGAGGAAAUCAUCAAUGGCAAAAAAGCCAAGAAGAACUCACUGCAGUUCAUGGCAUCUGUACAGUAUGAAGGCAUGCACAAAUGUGGAGGAUUCCUCAUAAACCCCAGCUAUGUGCUCACUGCUGCCCACUGUGACAUUAGCGGCCUUAGUGUGGUCCUCGGGACUCACAACAUCGAUCCGAACAGAAAAGAUCUGAGAAGGUACACAGUGAAAAGUGUGCACAUUCAUCCAGCCUACAAAAAAAUAAUGAAUGGGGCUGACAUCAUGCUAUUGAAGCUUUCACAGAAAGUCAAUGUGAAUAAAGGUGUGAAGAUCAUCAAAUUCUCAAGCAAGGACAAACAAGUUAAGCCCAACAGCAAGUGCCAGGUCGCAGGAUGGGGAAGAACUGAAUCCCAGAACACGGUGAAUGACCUCCUGGUGGCUGAUGUAUCAACCAUAAAUAUCACAGUCUGUAAGAUGGAGUGGAAUAAAGUGAAUGUUGGUCUCCCAAAUAACGUUCUGUGUGCAGGAGGCUACAAAACUAAAAGCGGAGCAUGCCAGGGUGAUUCUGGUGGGCCUCUGGUGUGCAACGGUGUGGCAGUGGGCAUUGUUUCAUUCAAUUUGAACAGAAAUUGUAACUAUCCAAAUGUGCCUAAUAUCUACACUGAGAUUUCAGCUUACACUGACUGGAUUAACAAAGUGAUCAAAGGAAAUGCUUAGGGAGUAUGUUCAUGUAUCACUCAACUUGAUAUCAUGUGAUUGCUCCAGAAUUUCUCAUUUGCAAUAAAGAUUCAGAGG
Molecule: messenger RNA, 854 nt
Organism: Hemibagrus wyckioides
Lineage: Eukaryota; Metazoa; Chordata; Actinopteri; Siluriformes; Bagridae
Product: granzyme B-like
Exons: 5
Coding region: 9-776 (255 amino acids)
Biological process (GO): proteolysis
Molecular function (GO): serine-type endopeptidase activity
Source: RefSeq, a predicted model, not a curated record